UUGUACUCGUUGAGAAGACAAACUGGCACGAUGACGACUAUGGGUGUCACGGUGUUUUGCAACCGGGUGCAGAUAAACGGGGGUGAUCAGGAGCAGCUGAUGCUGUUGCGGACGCUGCAGGACAACGAGACGAACAUUUUGAGCAACCAGCCGCAUCUGAUAGUUCCAAAAACUACCAGCGCGUCGAGUGCCAGCGUUUUGCCGCCUUACGAUCCCUCGCGGCUGAAAAAGCACGGAAAGAACGGACAACCACCGCCGGUUGCGGUUGCGCGGAGAAACGCGCGGGAAAGAAACCGCGUCAAGCAAGUCAAUAACGGCUUCGCCACCCUUAGGCAACACAUUCCUGGACACAUUGCCGCCGGCUAUGGGGACCGAGGAAAAAAACUGUCCAAGGUUGAGACCCUCCGUAUGGCCGUCGAGUACAUCAGGGGGCUGCAGCGGCUUCUCGCCGAGGCCGACGGCCUCGAGUAUGACCCAAACGCUGGCAUGGGGCAAAACGUACCAUCGCCGACCAGCAGCGUCAUCUCCUCGAGCCAUAACGGCUCUGGCGAACGACUCGUCCUCGAUGACGACGCCGAUGACGAGGACGUCAAGCCCCCACCCUGCUUGAGGUUGUCGCCGAUGGUGGGAUCGCCGGAAUUCUACCCAGCGUCGGUCGGAGACGAGGAGAACCUCGAGCCCUUGGACGCGACGAGGGUGCUGACCCAUGGGAACCAGGUGUUUUCUCGUCUCUCGCCGACCCCCGCACCUUCGCCCUGCGAGUACUACACCCAGAACGAGGAGAACGUCGAACCUCGAGCCCCACUCUCGCCGUAUAGCGGGGGUGACAGCGAGGAGGGUGGCACCGUCUACGCAGCCAGCCCUGAGGUCUUCUCCGGGGCUCUUUAUUACAAACAAGAACUUCCCGGCACCAGCGAUGUGAUGGACGUUGUUAGCUGGUGGGAACAGGAACAGGGACGGCUCAAUCAACACACGCAGCAUCUGACGCAUGCGUGAAUUAUUCCCUUAAGAUGUCGCGUCGCCGAUCUUAUGUUCAACACCUGGGGUCGGACAUUUUUCAUGAUCGAAAUGCGAGAAGGUGCCGGAAAGAAUCCACGAUCUCAAAAAACUUUUGUCCACCAAAAUGCUCUAAUGUUAUUAUUAUUAUUUUCUUUGAAACCACAGGACGUAUGUUCUAACCGCACACAUAAUACAAAACAGUGUUGAGAGAAUUACGGCAUGCAAUCACCAUCUCACAACACGCAUUGGCGAUUAGAAAGUGAAACAAUGCAGGCAAAAAAAAAAAAAAAAAAACAACAACAACAAAAAAUCGUUUUAUUUAUCAUUUAUAUAUUUUAUUUUCAUAUAAGUUCAGUAUUAUAUCCAAAGGCAACAAUUGAUGUAAAUAUUCCGUGAUACUUGGAGUUAGUACUUAUCCGUUACUCAGCAUCGUCCAUAAAAACCAUUCUAAACGAAUAUUAAUACCAAACCGAAAAGUAUAGACUCGUCUGAUUCUUUGAAGAG
This is a messenger RNA of Diprion similis, 1503 nucleotides long. RefSeq names its product achaete-scute complex protein T3-like. Lineage: Eukaryota; Metazoa; Arthropoda; Insecta; Hymenoptera; Diprionidae. Gene Ontology annotation, molecular function: RNA polymerase II transcription regulatory region sequence-specific DNA binding; protein dimerization activity; DNA-binding transcription factor activity, RNA polymerase II-specific. Gene Ontology annotation, biological process: regulation of transcription by RNA polymerase II; developmental process. The record is from RefSeq and is a predicted model, not a curated record. Bases 31 to 996 code for a protein of 321 amino acids. The transcript has 3 exons.